CUUGUGUAUAGCUUAUUUUCUAUGACUCAACUCUGACGAAAACGAGGACAACUUGUAGAAAGCAGAAGGAUUUAGUAUUUUGUUUUUAAAUACCUAUGUACACUAACACGAACUAGCCUUGAGUGAAGAAACGAACAACUCCCAACUUAUACGACGACAUUAUAAACGUUCUAUGGUUGCUUUUUGUUUCUGUUUUGAAAGGCCAGAUAACAUACAUACAUACACAAUUAAGUUGGCAAAGCUGUGUUUUGUCGCACCUGAGUUUAACUGAGAUUAUAAAUACUCCAGUAUUUCGAGUGCUUCAUUGUUAAAUUCCAUCUCCUCAACUUCAUAAAAUCCUAGGUAAUUUUCAGCUUCAAUAAUGUGCAUGCUCUUUCUAUACCUUAACCCUAACCCAACACCUGACGGUUAUCUCAUGAUUGUCGCGAAUGUCAGAGACGAGUUUUACUAUCGCCCCACCCUUCCCUGCCAUGUCUGGAAUCAGGACCCACGGAUUGUGGGAGGUAUGGAUAUUGAAGAAGGCAGAAAAGGCGGGACAUGGUUCGCAAUAUCCAAUACAGGGAGAUUGGCAGCCUUGCUUAAUCUUAUGAAACCUUUGUCAGAAAUGACAGAAAAAAAGUUAAACAGAGGUUUUCUCUCGGUUCAGUGUCUACAGAGCCCUAAGGAUCCACUAAAGUAUCUGCAGCAACUACAAAAUGAAGCUCAUAACUAUUACGAUUUUCUGAUGGUAACAGCAGAAGUCAGUCCAUCAAAUGGUGUUCACGCCUACUGCUAUUGUAAUUGUUCCGAGAAACCACCUGUUGUUUUAGGCCCUGGCAUACAUGUUUUCGGAAACAACAGACCAGACAAGAAAUGGAAGAAAACUGAAUAUGGGGAGAAAGUAUUUCAUCACGUGAUAUCACGUAAUAAGACGAAAGAUAGCUUACUGAAAGAACUGUUUGCAAUGCUACAGGAUGAAACACUUCACUACCCUGAUUCCCAGCUUGAAAAUGAUGCAGCUGGUGUAUUUCCAGAUGCGAUUAACAAGUUGAGCUCCAUCUUUGUAAAAAUACCUGAUAGCCUUUUCGGUUCUAGAACGCACUCUAUUGUUUUGGUGGAUGCAAAAGGAAACGUGGAUUUCGUGGAGAGUAAUAUGCCGGAUAACGGUUGGAUAACAACUGGUCUGGAGGACUUCUCAGAUCCUAAGUAUUGGCUCACAUCUAGAAUACAGUUUCCAAUUCAAGAUAACAGUCAGUUCAUUUCGAAACUCUGACGUUAACUAGUUGAGAAACCUACUAUGUGAAGACUUCUUCAAACACCGACAGUUAGUUUUAUCAUAAAUUACCUUUAACACGGAACGCUUUCCACAAUCCAGUGAUUUAAUCGCUUUUUAAAAUUACAUAUCUUGUUUUUGUACACUCUUUGUUACUCUGUUAUUUUUUGUAUAACUUUUUAUCAUUUGCAGUAAUGCAAUUAAUAUCCAUGCUUCUUCAUUUUACUUAUUAGGUUUUCUUAAUAAAGUUA
Molecule: messenger RNA, 1503 nt
Organism: Limulus polyphemus (Atlantic horseshoe crab)
Lineage: Eukaryota; Metazoa; Arthropoda; Merostomata; Xiphosura; Limulidae
Product: transport and Golgi organization protein 2 homolog
Exons: 7
Coding region: 362-1252 (296 amino acids)
Biological process (GO): Golgi organization; protein secretion
Cellular component (GO): Golgi apparatus
Source: RefSeq, a predicted model, not a curated record